Messenger RNA from Acanthopagrus latus (yellowfin seabream), 6270 nucleotides. RefSeq names its product teashirt zinc finger homeobox 1 (gene tshz1). Gene Ontology annotation, molecular function: DNA binding; DNA-binding transcription factor activity, RNA polymerase II-specific. Gene Ontology annotation, biological process: regulation of transcription by RNA polymerase II. The transcript has 7 exons. Bases 1474 to 4836 code for a protein of 1120 amino acids. NCBI's taxonomy places the organism in Eukaryota, Metazoa, Chordata, Actinopteri, Spariformes, Sparidae. Gene Ontology annotation, cellular component: nucleus. The record is from RefSeq and is a predicted model, not a curated record.
GUGGGAGAUCUGUGUGGACACAGUUCCACAAUAUACAGGUGAUCAGAUUCAAGGUUCAGUGGAGACGCCUGUUGAGAGGAGGUACAAUAAUAUCUAUAUAAUAAUAAUCACGAUUGUCAUCAACAGUUUCCCCCCUCCCCCUAUGGUUAAUUUACACGCACGAUGUUUUGUUUUGUUUUGUUUUGUUUUGUUUCACAAUUACAAUGUUCAAGUCGAAUAAAGUUUAAGUUUAAAGGAAUCACAAGUGGUGGGAUAAUGAGAGACACAAAAUGGCGGCAGCACCGAUGUCAGUUGCUCCAGCCCACCGCCUUCAAUGACCUCAAAUCUGACUGAAUUGGUGGAUGAGACAUCCCAGGCAAGUUUCCAGCCGCUUCCAGGUGGGUGAAGGUCUUCCUCGGGUGGACUCCUCGAGUAAAUGGCCUGAAAGGACAUGAAGGAAAGCUGGUGAAGAAUGGAGAGUGCUGUGAUUCCGGCGCACAGAUCUUUUGUUUGGUCAGAUCCAGCAGAACAGGAACAUUUAAAGCAGUCUGAGACACAGCGGACAAUUACACCAUUUCCAAGAGUCCAACAUGUGAACCUGAGGAUGGACAGAGAUGAUACAUCAUGCAAUGAUUGCGUUUCAAGACACUGGAGGGAGAAAUGCAAUCAUUUUCACCCUAUAGAAGUGUGUGUCAUUAUCCAUCCAGUGUGACUUCACCCAUCCUGCCCUCUGGUGACACAGGUUGCCCUUGUUAAGUGGCUCCAGUCCCUCUCCUCGUUUACAGUAUUGUCGUCGGAUUGCAGAACCAAAGCUCACCUCAGCUCCAGUUGAAAUAUUUAAGUUCUGGGUAAAGGUCAGGAUAAAGGAAAGAAGCGUAGCGGAGAGGUUUGGAGACGGGAGCUGGCCGCCACCUGGACGGACUGACUGACGGACGGGACGGACGUAGAGACACUACAGCGCAGUUUAGGACUCUCUCAAGAUUGAGCAGCUUUUUUUUCUGGACUUUUGCCGCGAGCAGAAGGUAUGAAAUAGCAGAAAAAAAGGACGAUUUUUGAUGGGAACGUCGGAGGCAGAGGCUCUGGCUGCUCGGUAGACUUGAGAAUCCGGAGCUGCUUCUUUUUUCUUCUUCUUCUUCUUCUUCUCCACGCAACCCCCAAGCCUGCGAUGAGUUUGUGCGAUCGGCAGAAGUUGACGGACGAGCUCUGAAAAACAACAACAGUAAAAAAAUGAUCUCCAGUCUCCAUUUUCUCAGCGGACAUAACCCGAUUCUGAAAUGAUCAGCAGAGAUUGAACCCCGUCCCCCUCCACUAGCAUCGAUUGUUAAAAAAAAGAGAGAGAGACUUCUUCACACUCCUGCGAGGGGGAUCUAGCACACUUUAACUCUGAUUUUUUUCUUUCCCCCUCCUCCCCUCCCGUCGCACCGGUUUCCUUCUCCAGCUCGUCCGCUAUUUUGAUCUCUGCAUGAAAAGUCAAGCGGAAAGUCCUGCAGCAGCAUGCCGAGGAGAAAGCAGCAAGCGCCGCGGCGGUCAGUAGCUUAUGGACCUGAGGAUGAAUUUAAAGUGGAUAAAAAUGAUGAAGAGGAACAUCUGCAAGAUGACGGCCUUUCCCUGGAUGGUCAAGAUGCAGACUAUCUUUUCAAUGAUGACGAGGACGCAAGAGAUCAUUACAGCUGCCAAAACUCUCCACUCAGCAAUGGCACUAACCCAGACGCUGGGUAUGCCUCUCCGCUCAGCACCACCAGUGAUCAACUGGUGGAUCUUAAAACCACGUCCUCCUCCCGUGAUCAGGACAAGGUAAAGGAGAAGCUAGGAGAGACAGCAGAGUCCAUCAAUGGAGUCUCAUUACAGGACAGUCUGGCACAAAUGAAAGCCGUCUAUGCAAACCUGAUCUCUGAUGCCUCCUGGUCCAGCAUUGCUCUGGAUAUGCUUAAAAGCAAACAAGGGAACAAUUAUGCAGCUAGCAACGGAAAUGGGAGCAAUCACAAAGGGAACAAUGGAUUCCUGAACAGUCACAGCCCAGUCAGCAUCCAUUUGAAGAGCAGAUGUAGCACUAGCAAUGCCUCAGCCACUACUAAUAUUACCACCAGCAGCACCACCACCAGAACAGUGUCCAGCAACAGCAACAGCGGCACCAGUGUAAGCUCUGGCAGCACAGGAGGAUUAGCCUAUGACUGGCACCAGGCAGCGUUGGCCAAAACCCUACAGCAUACCCCAUACCAACUUCUUCCUGAGCCAAGUCUUUUUAGCACCGUGCAGCUUUACAGGCAAAACAAUAAGCUCUAUGGCCCUGUGUUUACAGGUGCCAGCAAGUUCAGGUGCAAGGACUGUAGUGCAGCCUAUGACACUUUGGUUGGCCUGACUGUGCAUAUGAACGAGACGGGCCACUACCGAGAUGACAACAAAGAUACCGAGGAUGACAGAAGCAAGAAGUGGUCCAAGCCCCGUAAGCGUUCUCUGAUGGAGAUGGAGGGCAAAGAAGAUGCCCAGAAAGUUCUUAAAUGCAUGUACUGCGGCCACUCCUUUGAAUCCUUGCAAGACCUCAGUGUUCACAUGAUCAAAACAAAACACUAUCAGAAAGUGCCUCUAAAAGAACCAAUGCCAGCCCUCACCUCAAAGAUUGUUCCCCCAACCAAAAAAAGAGCAUUUCAAGACUUAAUGUCCCCGAGCUCGCCAGAGUCGGUCUCAUCCGGUAUACUCCUGGGAGAGUCUCCUAAAGACCAAAAAGUGGCCAAUCCUUAUGUCACUCCAAACAAUCGUUAUGGUUACCAAAACGGUGCCAGCUACACAUGGCAGUUUGAGGCACGCAAGGCACAAAUUCUCAAAUGCAUGGAAUGUGGCAGUUCACAUGACACCUUGCAACAACUGACAGCCCAUAUGAUGGUCACAGGGCACUUUCUUAAAGUAACCAACUCAGCCUCUAAAAAGGGUAAGCAGUUGGUUUUUGAUCCUGUUGUAGAGGAGAAAAUUCAGUCAAUUCCUCUGCCACCGACUACUACACGACUCCCAGCACCCAAUGGGAAGUCACAGCCUGGCUCCCCGUUGCAACCCGCCAGUCCCAAUGAGGAAGAUGAAGAAAUGAAAGAUGAAAAGGCAGAGGAAGAAAAAACAGAAGCUGGGGAACCAGAGAAGAAAAUAAAGGAGGAGAAAGAGGACCCUCCUGAAAAAGCUGAAAAACGAAAGGCCAGGUCUUAUCAAUAUCUAAGAGAAGAGGACUUGGAAGAGGCACCUAAAGGUGGUUUGGACAUCCUAAAAUCUUUAGAGAAUACAGUUUCAAGUGCAAUCAGCAAGGCCCAAACUGGCACACCAACCUGGGGUGGAUACCCCAGUAUUCAUGCUGCUUAUCAGCUCCAUGGAUCCUUGAAGUCUAACUUGCCUUCAUGUGCACAGGUUCAACCAUUGUUCAGCAGCAACAGUUUGAAGGUACUGUCCUCUGAUUUAGGCACUCUGGUCCAUUCACCAGAUAGCCCCUCUCCACCUCCAAGUCAAAAGAGCAAUGUGCUGGCCAUGGAGGAGCUGGUUGAGAAAGUGACUGGGAAAACUUCAAUAAAGAGUGAAAAAGAGGAAAAACCUGCAGAGAAUAAGUGCAGGUCUGCAAAGUCCCCAUUGCCAAAUCCUAAAGAGAAACGGGCCUCACCGAAGCCCGAAAACCUCUCAAAGGCAGUGAAACAUACUGCAGUGGAAGUGCAAACUGAUUCGAGAAGUAAAGAAGGAGAGCAGGCAGAGAGCAAGGUAGAGUCACAGAUAAAGAGCGAAGUUGAUUCACCAAAAAGGCCUGUAAGCAAUGGUUGCAGUAACCUGAGCAUCAUCACAGAUCACUCACCUGAGCAGCCACUUGUCAACCCCCUCAGUGCUUUGCAGUCUAUCAUGAACAACCACUUGGGAAAAGCUGCAAAGGUGACCACCCCAUUCUCAGACCCCUUUGCAAUGCUCUAUAAGAUCAACAGCAACUCUGCCCAGAUGAAGUCAGCCGAGCCUGUGAUUCCAGACAGCGGUGAUGAUGAUCAGCCCAUGGACUUGACUAAAUCCAAAAACGCCAAUGGAAGUACACCCAAGGGUAUUUCUACGGCAAACAACAAUGAUAACAGCAAACAGGUUUUCAAAAGUUUCUCACAGUCUUCAUCUCCUCCUCUACGGGAGAAUGCUUUGAUGGAUAUUUCCGACAUGGUUAAAAAUCUGACUGGCCGUUUGACGCCAAAGUCGACAACCCCUUCUUCCAUAUCUGAAAAAUCAGACAUGGAUGGCUGUACUUUUGAGGACAGCUUGGAGGAGCUGUCUCCCAUCCAAAGACGGAAAGGCAGACAGUCGAACUGGAAUCCCCAGCACCUCCUGAUACUCCAAGCCCAGUUUGCCUCCAGUCUUAGGGAGACUCCUGAUGGGAAGUUUGUGAUUGCUGACUUGGGACCCCAGGAACGGGUCCACAUCUGUAAAUUCACUGGUCUCUCCAUGACUACUAUCUCACAUUGGCUGGCCAAUGUAAAAUACCAAUUAAAGCGGACAGGGAGCACAAAAUUCCUCAAAAAUAUUGACUCUGGCCAGCCUCUGUUUUUGUGCAGUGACUGUGCUUCCCAGUUCAGGACUCCCUCCUCCUACAUUCACCAUUUGGAGUCGCACCUUGGGUUUACCCUGAAGGACCUCUCAAAUCUUUCCAUAGAUUUAAUAGAUCAGCAAGCAGUGAGCAGAAUAGAGGACAAGACUUUCUCUGGACUUACAGAAGAAGACACUGGCUCAGUGUAUCAGUGCAAACUGUGUAAUCGGACAUUCAUGAGCAAACAUGCAAUUAAAUUGCACCUUUGCAAAACACAUGGAAAGUCACCAGAGGACCAUCUUAUCUUUGUGAAAGAGUUGGACAAACAAUGAAGUUAAAAGCUGAUAGCAUGACAGAUUACUGUUGCACUAUUAUUCUAAGCUACAAUCUGUCAUAACAGAUAGUGCCACAACUGUAUUAAGCAUUGUUAUGACACACAUUGUAACGAAAAAACAUGGUAGCUUUAAUACCACAUACUGUAAUUAUUCAGUUAUCCAUAAAUGACAGGGCCUUGCAUUGCAGAGGCUCAAAGCUGCAUUGUAAAAGUUGAGUUUUUGGUGACAUAAUCGUACCAAAUUGGUGCAGCAGCCAUGGCACUAUGUAGUCACUGACUGAUUGUUGCUUUCCUAAUGCACUGCAUCUUAUCUGAGCCUUUGGGAAAUGUCCAUCUGUUGUUUUAAAACUGGACCAUGCUCUUAUUUUGAUCACUGUUUUUGAAUGAUUUUUUUUUUUUUUUUGAGAUAAAUAUAUUUCAACACAACUUGCAUAUUAUUUAUGGACAGUCUGUGCAUGUUUCUAUGUAAAACAGUGAGCAUAUUGUGUCUAAUGAAAUUUCAACCACGAUGAGAAAACUAAUCCCUGUUCAACAAAUUGUGGAUAUAGAUGUUUAUAUGAAGGUAUAUGGUUAUAAAAGUAGCCAUGUGAAUGAUGAUGUUAAGAUAAUUUCAGCACUUUAAGGAAGUGUAAAUUGAUGAAGAAGUGUAGGGUUAAAAAUGACAACGCAUCACCCUUUUCAGUUUUUAUUCCCUUGAUCAAAAUGGAAAUUUAGGGGACUAACUAUUAUAUUGUUUUUGUAUUUGCCAUUGAAUCACAGAAAUUCUUACAAACUGUUAUUCGUUUCUCUAGUAACAUAUAAGUUCCUGGUUGUUUCAACAUGUACAGUAUUUGCGUUAGUAGGCUACCAAUUUUAUUAUUGUGAAGCUGCAGUUGUAAAAUUAAUGAAGUUUAAAACUUAUUGUAUGAAUAAUCAGCAAGUAUGUAUACAUGUAUGUCAGCAUAUCUUGCUCUUUACAGUUCAACAUUAUUUGUACUGUGUGCAUUUUUAUAAUGUUAUUUUCUAGACAAAUACGGGGGGAAAAUGUAUAAAACUACAGAAUAUUGUCGGACCACAACGUCCUUUUUCAGUGAAGAGUAGGUCCUUUAAUGCGGUUUACAUAAAAUGACAGAACUUUACUGGCAUCUGCUCCGAUGCAUGGUACUGUACAUAACUUUAAAAAGAAAUAAAUUGUCACCCAAUUAAUAGAUUUCCAGGUUUUAUCAUCGACUUAAUAUUCAGAAUGGCAUUCUUUUAUCCUCAGUUGUAAAAUAAACUCCAUGUCCUGGAUUGAACUGGUGUUUGUUUGAGUGAUUUUGGGCGAGUGUGAAAUAGUGUCAGACUGUACAAAGACUGAACUUGGAAGACGAUAUGUAUUCAGUUCACCCUUGUCAGUAUUGCUUCAAUUUUUUUUUGUUCUGUUGUCUUUCAUCAAAUGUACAUUUGCAGGUUU